GAAAGAGGGACAGAGAAAGGGACUCAGUGAGGGACAGAGAGAGGAACACAGAGUCAGAGGGAGGGACAGAGAGAAGGAGACAGAGAGAGAGAGACACAGAGAGGGAAAGGGGCACAGUGGGACAGGAGCACUGAGGCAGCACAAUAGGGAGAGAGAGAGAGGGACACAAACAGGGAGCAGAGUGACUGAAACACUGGGUGAGGUAGGGGGACAAGGGGAUUGAGACAGUACAAUAGAGAGAGAGAGGAAGAAAGGGAGAAGCAGGAAGAGAUAGGGAUUGAGAGGGGCAGGGUUGUGAUAAGCGGUUUGGGACAGUUAGGAGAGAGACAGAAGACAGAUAAACGGAGAGGGUAAGGGAGUGAGCGAGGAGACGCCCUGGGAGAGACAUGUGUCUGGCUGGGCUCCUGCUCCUGCCGGCCGUGCUGGCCAUGAAGGUGGGUGACACCUUCCGCAGCCUCACGCCCACCAACAACCUGGUGGUGGUGGAAGGGCCAGUGCCAGGCUGGGACCCAGAGCUGGGCCCUCGGGUAUAUGUGGGUGCCGUCAAUGCUGUAUACCAGCUGGGGCCGGGGCUACAACUGGAGGCCCGAGUGAAGACAGGCCCUGAGCAGGACAGUGCCCUAUGCCAUGCUCCACAACUCCCUCACACCAAAUGUCAGCACCCCCGCAGGCAGACUGACAAUCACAAUAAGCUGCUGCAGGCUGACCAGGCCCAGGGCCUGCUGGUGGUAUGUGGCUCCAUUCACCAGGGCUUCUGCCAACUCCGGACCUUAGCAAACAUCAGCCACUUGGCAGUGCAGUUCCCCCCAGCAGCGGGCCCUGACCUGGUCUUUCCCAGUAUGCUGUAUGUGGCUGCCAACCACCCUGAGGCCUCCACUGUUGGCCUGGUGCUGCAGGGCUUAGGGCCCGGGUCUGAAGCUGGCAGUCGAUUACUGGUGGCUGCUACAUACACCGGCCUGGGCACCCGCUACUUCCCAACCAACAACAGCCGCGAGGACCUGCGCUUCGAGAACACUCCGGAGAUUGCCAUUCGGGCUCUUGACAAGGGCCAACUCUCACGUCUCUUCACCUACGACAUCAACCCGUCUGAGGACAACGUCUUCAAGAUCAAGUCCGAGGCAAAGGCUCAGAACCGCCUGAGUUUUGUGCGGGCUUUCAGCCGCAGCAUCUACACUUACCUGGCGCUGAACAAUGAUGCCAACUCAGGCGCCAAGAGUGGACGACCCCGGAGCCUGCUGGCCCGCAUCUGUGCCGGGGCCCGAGGCCCAAGGCCGGCCGAGAGCCGCAAACUGACAGAGUCCUACAUCCAGCUGGGCCUGCAGUGCGGAGCCAGCCCCAGGCUUUAUGGCCGCCUGUUGUCUGUCUGGGCUGGGCCUGCUCAGAACCUGUACGGCCUGUUUGAGAGGCCCGAGGACAGUGGGAGGGACUCAGCCCUCUGCACCUUCAAGUUCCUCGACAUUGAGCAGCGAAUCCGCGAGGCCCGUCGGAAAUGCUUCGAGGAAGAGCGCAGUCAGGAGGUGACGGUGCUGGACAGUGUGAUCCAGGGCAGCGGACCAGCCUGCAUCAGACGCAACAUCACGCUGCAGAAUGAACAGUUGGACUGCGGAGCUGCUCACCUACAACAUCCGCUCUCCAUCAAGCGCCCAUUGCAAACAUGGCCAAUCUUCAUCGAGCAGGGCCUGACCUCAGUGGCAGUGUCGAGUGUGAAUAACCACACGGUGGUGUUUCUGGGCACAGCCAGCGGGCAGCUGCUGAAGCUAAAUUUACGGAGCGAUCUCUCGAUUGGGAAGAGGGAACUGCUUCUAGUGGCGCCAAGUGAGCCCGUCCAUCAGCUCAUGCACUUUGACCCUGUGGACGAGACCUAUCUCUAUGUCAUGACUACUUACCAGGUUAGUCGAGUGAAAGUUGCCACCUGUGACCAGUACCAGACCUGUCAGGAGUGUCUCAGUGCAGACGAUGCCCACUGUGGAUGGUGCACCUUGGAGAGCAGGUGUUCUCUGCAGCAGGACUGUGGUAAUUCCACAGAGCCCAUGUUCUGGACCACCUUCAGCUCUGGAAAACAGCUGUGUCCAAGCAUGAGUAUCGUACCAUCGGAAAUCCCCAUUGCCAGUGAGCCACAACCGAACAUUGGAAUCACCAUCAAUGGGAAUGUCCCCCAGCUGAUUGGGAGAGAGGUUUAUUGUGUUUAUGGAAAUGGGGAAAAGACCCCAGCCACUGUGUAUGAAAAUAAAUCGAGUCCACCCCAGUUGGUGCUCUGCCCAUUCCUACAGAAGCAUAAAUACUCAACGUUCCUGCUGGAUAAAGAUCACACUGUUUUGACGGUUGCGAUUGAGGUGUUGAAUCGAUUGAUCGUGUGGGGAAGUUUAACCAUCUACGAUUGUGAAAGAACUGGACAGGUCCACACAAAGACAGCGUGCAGAAGUUGUCUUCAGACCAAGUGGGCCUGCUCCUGGAGUGUCUCUGAGCACCGGUGUGUCUCAAACAGAGCGGACUAUGAGAGUGCAUUGGCAAGUGGUAUGCCUCAGAACUUCACCCAGUGUCCACAGAUGAUACCAAAUUACAUCACACCAAUGGCCACAGGGAGUAUCCAUAACAUUCUGGUCUCCUUAGUCAACAGCGAGUUGCUCAAGCGCACCAGACUGCAAUGUGAGAUUGGGCACAAGAGUUAUGAAGCACGCUGGCUGAACAGUUCCAUGGUGCAGUGUGUAGAUGUCGGGCUGUCCACAUCCAACAGGAGCCAUCUGUUUCCAGUCCACCUGAGGCUGAAUGGGGAACAGGAGAAGUUUAUUGACAAUCCGAGCACCACCUCAGUGGAAGUGUAUAACUGUGAGAGUGGGAGCUCCGAGUGCUCAGCCUGCUGGGGCCGGGAAGACCAAGGCCAUCAGUGUGUCUGGUGUAAAAGCACCCAGAGCUGUAAACUGCGGCGUGAGUGCGGACAGAUAGACGAGACUUGCCCUGCCCCCGAGAUCCAAUUGAUAGAGCCCCUGACUGGUCCUGUGGAUGGAGGGACCCUCCUCACAAUUCGAGGGAGGAACCUGGGCCGCAGGUUCAGUGACAUUGUUGAGGGUGUUCACAUUGCUGAAGUCUCAUGUAUUCCUGUGCAGGAGAGUUAUAUCGUUUCAGAACAGAUUGUUUGCCGCACCGGUCAAGCUAAUCGAGAGUUUACGGACUCGGUGAGAGUGAGUAUACGGGAGGAAGGGCACUCCAACCAGAGAUUCUCAUAUCUGCUUCCAGAAGUCUACACGUUAUAUCCAGAUCAAGGGCCCAAAGCUGGAGGGACCAAAGUUACUAUCAAUGGCACUAAUCUACACAUUGGUGCUGCCUUGAGGGUCACCGUCAAUGGCUCCAAGGACUGUACAGAUCUAAAACGGACCCAGAAUUCUAUUACUUGUGUUAUGCCAGCCCUGCCUGUACCUGAGACAGCUAUUCCCAUUUGUGUCCUGUUCGAGAAGAAAUAUUGUAUCGGCAAGAAUGUGACCUUCAGGUAUCGGGAGAACCCAUCAAUAAAUGGUAUCAGCCCAAACACCAGCUACGUCAGUGGUGGAAGACGAAUCACUGUGAAGGGGCAGAGAUUUAGUUUAGUCCAGAGCAUACACAUGGCGGUUGAAGGUGUUGGAAAAGCUCAGUCGGUCUGUGUAGUUGAGAGUGACUCUCUUCUCAUCUGCCCUUCCCCUCCCUAUUUGGUUUCUGUGGUGAACAUUCAUUUCUAUAUUAAUGGGAUCCGCUACCAGGAACCUGUGUCUUUGUCACAUGACAGUGCAACACUCACUCUGCAGUAUUACAAUGACCCACACUUCUACCGCAAGGAGAAACUGAUUAAACACCAUGAGGGGGAACCCCUCACACUGGUGAUUGAGAAAAUACAAGACAACUUGAAAUUGGCACCAGAAGAAUACAAAGUGAUGAUUGGCUCUUUUCCCUGUGACAUCUACGUUGUGAAGGGAAAGAUUCAUUGUGCAGUGAAUGUCUCACUGGAAUCCGAUGACAGACAGUUGCCAGUCACAGUACAUGUGGGUAAAUACAAUGAGACGAUAGCGAUGGUGCAGCUGGGAGAGAGUGAGACCUCCAUCGUGGUGUCAAUUGUGGUGUGUGCCAUGUUGCUGCUGGCUUGUGCUAUUGCUCUAGUCGUUUUCUGUACAAAAAGCCGGCGAGCAGAACGAUAUCGGCAGAAGACCCUGCUUCAGAUGGAAGAGAUGGAGGCUCAGAUUCGGGAGGAGAUCCGUAAAGGUUUUGCUGAGUUGCAGACAGAUAUGACCGAUCUGACUAAGGAGUUAAACCGCAGUCAGGGGAUUCCCUUCCUGGAAUAUAAAUACUUCGUCAUUCGCACCUUCUUCCCAAAAUGUUCGGUUGAUUGUGAAAGUCCGACCCCUGAACACUUCCAUCAGCUGAAUUCCCAGUCCAGGGUAGCUGCCAUCUCCAGGAGCCCACCGGAGACCCACCCACUGCUGCAGCUUGAUUGGAAGGUUCCUGAAAACUGUCGGCAGAACAUGGAGGAGGGAAUCAGCUUGUUCUCACUGCUACUGAACAACAAGCACUUUCUUGUUACCUUUGUCCAUGCACUAGAACAGCAAAAGGAUUUUGCAGUGAGGGACAGGUGUAAUUUGGCAUCUUUGCUGACCAUUGCACUGCACGGCAAGUUGGAAUACUACACCAGUAUCAUGAAGGAUCUGCUGGUGGAUCUCAUUGAUGCUUCUGCUUCCAAGAACCCCAAGCUGAUGCUGCGAAGAACAGAGUCGGUGGUGGAGAAGAUGCUGACCAACUGGAUGUCCAUCUGCAUGUAUAGCUUCCUCAAGGAGACGGUGGGUGAGCCCUUCUUCUUGUUACUCUGUGCCAUGAAGCAGCAAAUUAACAAAGGUUCGGUGGAUGCCAUUACGGGAAAAGCUCGGUACACUCUGAAUGAAGAGUGGCUGCUACGAGAAAAUAUUGAAGCAAGGCCAAUGAACCUGAAUGUGUCAUUCCAAGGGUGCGGUAUGGACUCCAUCACAGUCCGAGUCAUGGACAGUGACUCCAUCAGCCAAGUCAAGGAGAAGAUUCUGGAAGGAUUUUACAAAAAUGUGCCUUUCUCCCAGUGGCCCAGAGUGGAAGAUGUGGAUCUGGAGUGGUUUGCUUCAAGUAGUGACAGUCGCAUCCUGAGAGACCUGGACAACACGUCUGUGGUCGAGGAUGGUCGAAAGAAACUCAACACUGUUGCCCAUUGUAAGGUCCCUGAUGGAGCCUCGUUGGCCAUGAGCUUGAAAGACAAGUGGGACGGCACAUUAGGGCGAGGUAUGUCCGGGUGA
Messenger RNA from Carcharodon carcharias (great white shark), 5279 nucleotides. It is a transcript of the gene plxnd1, whose product is annotated as plexin D1. The transcript is spliced from 29 exons. NCBI's taxonomy places the organism in Eukaryota, Metazoa, Chordata, Chondrichthyes, Lamniformes, Lamnidae. Gene Ontology annotation, biological process: negative regulation of cell adhesion; regulation of GTPase activity; positive regulation of axonogenesis. The record is from RefSeq and is a predicted model, not a curated record. Gene Ontology annotation, cellular component: semaphorin receptor complex. The coding region runs from base 387 to 5279 and encodes 1630 amino acids. Gene Ontology annotation, molecular function: protein binding; semaphorin receptor activity.